AUGACCACCGUGCGCCUGAGAAGUCCCGAUGGGAAUCCUAUUGUAUUCGAGAUGCCUGAGAACAGCACCGUGGCAGACCUUGUGAAGAGGGGAUUCCAGGAGCUUAAUAUUAGACCUGUGGAGUUUGUCGAUGCGUAUAUAGGUGACCAGCCUCUGCCAGCAAAUGACUUACUCAAGGCACACCAGGAGGCCGACGAUACCGCUCUUGCAGUGUACUUGGCGCUCCCGAAUGAGGUGCUGUACGAAUACACGCGAGCGGUCGCAGCGCUGUCCAACGAUAAUGAUUCCUUCACUCCUGGCGAGGAGAGAAAUACGCCAGCUCAGACGAGACUGGAACAGCGUGAAUAUAUCACCUCCGAUAGCGUCGACGAGGUUAAGGUGAACUGGAUGUUCCAACUUGAAGAGAUGGUAGAGUCGCUAAAAUUUCCGGAUGCUGAAUCGCGCGAGCUACCCCAAAUAAGCAUCCUCUGGCUGGACGCGAUUGCUAGGGCCCAGUAUAACGCCUACAGCGAACGCAGGUCUCGCACUGUGAUUGAGGCCUUUCUGAUCCCCGCCCUGGCAAUGGCCAACACUGGCGUCAACUACAGCAAUCACGAACCUACAUGUAUUUCUAGCCUCAAACCUCAGCCCCUGGCGGAAUUUUCCCUAGUUCCAGAAGCAAAGUUGGUCACGUCUGUCGAGUAUACCUUCAACUCCAAGGCCAAAACAAUAUAUCAUAUCAACGGUCGUGUCGACUGGGGAAUCGGUGCUUACGAUGUUACUACACGCAGAAUUAAACUUCUUGUCGCCAUCGAGGCCAAGUCUCAGGUCAACUGGGGAGAGGCACGGGGCGAGUUGCUUCUAUACAUGGCGACCAUACAAAAUGAGCGGAAGGUCAACAGUCAACGUAUGGCUCCUGUCCAUGGCUUUUGCAGUGAUGGGGAUAUAUAUCUGUUUGCUAUCCUGCAUGAGAAUUCCAAGUAUCAGUUCACCAAGCCGCUCCCGACCGCUUCCUACGAAGAACGAUGCACCGUUUUUAGCAACAUGGUGUACAUUCUUCAGCAGGCCAAGGCUGCAGCAGCUAGUAUCUGUGAACUCCCGCAUUAA
Molecule: messenger RNA, 1086 nt
Organism: Aspergillus pseudotamarii
Lineage: Eukaryota; Fungi; Ascomycota; Eurotiomycetes; Eurotiales; Aspergillaceae
Exons: 5
Coding region: 1-1086 (361 amino acids)
Source: RefSeq, a predicted model, not a curated record